This is a messenger RNA of Ceratosolen solmsi marchali, 774 nucleotides long. RefSeq lists its product as uncharacterized. The transcript has 2 exons. Bases 207 to 548 code for a protein of 113 amino acids. The record is from RefSeq and is a predicted model, not a curated record. NCBI's taxonomy places the organism in Eukaryota, Metazoa, Arthropoda, Insecta, Hymenoptera, Agaonidae.
AGUCAGCAUAACUAAUUGAAUCAUGGUAGAAAGCAAAAACGCGCAUUAAUGGUCUAUAAGAGAAGAUGAAUGCGCACAUUAUUUUUAGAAUCAAUAAGGUAAAGGCGAGGGAGAAAGAUAAAUUUAUAUUCGGGCUGCUGUAGGAACGAUAAUGCAGUAAGCCAACUUAGUGCAACAUAUUGUAGACAAUCGUAAACAGCAACGACAUGAAGACGGAAACACAUACUUGUCCGCCUGAGGUUACAGCAAUGAUUGGAGAGCUGUCAAAUAACUGCGAACGAAUGGAGAAUAUAUCAGAAUCUGUUGACGAACUGCGUGAGAAACUUGCCAACAUGAAGCGAUUGAUGGAAGAACGCAAGGGAAUAACACUUGGUGACAUAAGUACACUCAAACAACGUAAUAAAUCUUCCAACAUUAUAGAUGGCAACUUUCUUUCUUGGAUCUUUGGCACUGCUCUUGCUGUCAUUCUCAGCGUUACUUUUUAUGCUUUCUACAAUCUUUAUAAUGCUGUGCUAAAAAAAUUCCCAUCGAAACAUACUGAACUAUGAAUUUGAUAUUCAACUGGUUUUAUUAAUAUUUUAUUGAUUGUUCUUUAAUAAGAACAUUUAGCAAGUAAAACAAGGAAAUAAUUCUUGUUUUUUAAAUUUUUUUACUAUUAGCAUCUUAUUUGCUUAAUAUUUUGUCGUGAAUAACAUUACUUUCUGAAUAUAGGUAAGUUGUAGUUAUACAAAAAGUUUACUCUUACUUUACAUAUAAGAGAAAUCUUGUUCCAGU